AUGGUAUUCUCGAGACUGUUUCUUACAUCAACUAUUAAACGAAGCACUUCGUUAUCAAGACUUCGAUUCUAUAUUCCAAGCUAUACUCGUAUAUCAACUCCAUAUGCUGAUGUGAGAUAUGAAAGUUACGUGCAGGAUGAACGAGAGGUUUUAUUCUCGGUGGAUUACAUAUUCGAAAUCGAUUCCGUGAGUAACGACAACCAAAAUAAUCAAAUAAGUGUAGUCAAAUUAACUGUAACUGAACAAUAUGAAGAAAAGAAUGGACUGAAACUACUGCUUGAUCAUAUGAGAAUGAGAAUUAACAAUACUCGUUCGGAUACAUCUGCAAUAGCAUAUCUUAUGCAAGAAAUGGGUUACUAUGAUAAAGCCAGAUAUUAUUAUGAAUUAGAACGCAACUAUGCUGAGGCAUUGAAUUAUUACCAUAACUCACUUCGAAUUGAGUUAGAAAGCCCAAUAAAAAACCAUCUAAACAUAGCGACACUCAACAGUAGUAUUGGACCAAUUUUUGUCACACAAGGCAAACACGAUGAAGCUUUGAUCCGUUUUACCGAUGUGAGUUCAUCGAGAUCAUGGCGAGUUUGUUCGGAAUCCUUGCCUAAAAAUUAUCCAUCUGUUACAAUCACAUUAGGUAAUAUCGGAGCAAUCCAUUUGGAUCAAGGAAACUACAUAGAGGCUUUAAAGUUUUUUCAACAAGCACUUCAGAUCAACCUAGAAAUUCUCCCAAAAGAUCAUCCAAAGAUCGCCACAGCAUAUCGCAAUCUUGGUUGGAUUUAUGGCUAG
Molecule: messenger RNA, 780 nt
Organism: Adineta ricciae
Lineage: Eukaryota; Metazoa; Rotifera; Eurotatoria; Adinetida; Adinetidae
Source: the annotation of a GenBank genome assembly